UUUGCGGAGUGAGGAAGUGAGGAUGGUGGGGAUGUGUGGAGGGAGCUGAAAACCUCGGUGCCGCGGGUUAGGGUGACCUACCUGUGUGUGCCCACCGGCCAGAAGUGAUCCAUAAAUAAAACGAAAUGGUGCGGUCGUGUUCUGCUGCUAAUUGUUUCAACCGUCAGACCUCUUUGAGCAGAAGAAAGGGUAUAACUUUUCACAGAUUUCCAAAGGAAGAUGUAAGAAGGAAGCUGUGGGUCACUGCCGUCUCCCUCUCACAUGAAUCCGCUGGAAGUGAGUGGACACCAUCGAUUCACAGCUCUCUUUGUUCCCAGCAUUUUCAGGAUAAGCAGUUUGAUAGAACCGGACAAACUGUCCGCCUGAGGGACACUGCAGUUCCUGCAAUAUUUGCAACAGUUGGCAUCUCUGAGAUGCCCCGACACUGCUCUGCACUUGGCUGCACCUCCCGAGACUCCAGGCAAACAAGAGGAAACAGCAUUUCCUUUCACAGGCUUCCCAGGAAAGAUGACCCCCGUAGAAAUCUUUGGAUAAUAAAUUGCCAGCGUACAGACCCCAGUGGGAAAGGACUUUGGGAUCCAAAUUCUGACUAUGUAUAUUUCUGUUCCAAGCAUUUCGAGAAGAGCUGUUUUGAAGCUGUUGGAACUAGUGGCUAUCAUCGUCUUAAGGAGGAUGCUGUUCCAACAAUAUUUUUGCCUUUCACGAAGCACCGAAGAUCAGCAAAAACUAAAACGCAAAAAAGAAAAACUGCAAAGAACACAAAAGCAAAACGAAAACAGAAUCUUCAACGAAAAUUGAACUCGGGCUUGUCAGAGAAUACCGAUCCCUCAGAGGAUUCAUGCCAGAGGUUUAAUAGUGUCCCUAUUUCUAAUCUUAUGAACUUCCAUGGACUCUGCCCUGAAAAUGUAGAUAUUCCAGUUGACACAGCACCUGCUGAAGGAGCUGUUGCGACCACAGCUGACCACCUAGCACAUCCAGCGGCUACACUGGAAGACAUGGAAGUUGCCUCGGUUAUUAAUGGGCCUAUUUCAGACAAUGGUUUGGACUCUAAUGUGAGGGUUGACAUGACUUCUGAGAUGUCGGAAGUUGCACAAGCAGCUGGUUCCAGUAUAAAGGAAAGAGUAUCUACCCGUCCGGUCUCUCCUUCCGUGUACAUGUUACGCCACCCACAGCCUCCAGGUGCUUAUAUCCAAAGUGAGCAUAGCUACCAUGUUGGAAAUGCUCUGUUAUGGAAGAAGAGAGCUGAGGCUGCCCUAGAAGCACUGAGCAAGGUGCAAAGGCAGCUUGAGGCAUGCAGGCGUAGAGAACAGCGACUGCGUCUUCGAAUCUCUGCUUUGCAGCACGAACAUGUGCGCGAAAGACGAGCACAGACCGAUGUAAGAGAAAAGUUAAAAGAACAUCUUCAGGUUUUUGAGUUGCAGCUCAUCAAUGACUUUGUAUGAUUCUCUAGACUACUACUCAACAAAUGCUGGUUUGUCUGAACAUUGUCACUCUUCUGAGUCAAAACGCAAGAGCGCACUGAAUAACAUUUUGUCCAUAACCAGUACAAACCUUCCCCUAUAUUUUGGAACCCCAAAUGAUGAAGAAUCUACAUCUGUUAAAUAUUUUAGCUUGUGAAAUGGCUCAUCUGUUCAGUUACCAUAGAUCUGAUCUUAAAACCCAAUAUUUCCGCUGCUGGAUGUUCCAAACUAAUUUGACUGUUUUUGCUUUUACAGACAAAUCUUCUUGUGCUUUGUGGGCAAAUUUAACAUUCUUCUAUUUCGUAUUCCUCUGCUAUUUCUAUUUUAUUUGAGUUUGCUCUGUUUUGAAUAAAUACAGCUCCUGGUUUAGAA
This is a messenger RNA of Pelobates fuscus (common spadefoot toad), 1832 nucleotides long. It is a transcript of the gene THAP7, whose product is annotated as THAP domain containing 7. The record is from RefSeq and is a predicted model, not a curated record. Gene Ontology annotation, cellular component: nucleus. NCBI's taxonomy places the organism in Eukaryota, Metazoa, Chordata, Amphibia, Anura, Pelobatidae. The coding region runs from base 126 to 1442 and encodes 438 amino acids. Gene Ontology annotation, biological process: regulation of DNA-templated transcription. The transcript is spliced from 7 exons.